AUGAAACUCGACAACCUACAGCCAUCCGGCUCGUUCAAGUCCAGAGGUGUUGGCAACUACGUUCUCCAACGAGCCGCCGAGCGUAUCUCUACAUCUGGUGUCCCAUUGUCAACACACUUCUAUGCCGCGUCAGGCGGCAAUGCAGGUAUCGCUUGUGUUCACGCCGCUAGCACACUUGGGUACCCUGCUACUGUGGUAGUACCUAAGAGCGCUAAGCCAGUCAUGAUUGCGAAGAUUUGGGCCAUGGGUGUACGACAGGUCAUCCAGCACGGGUCAACGAUUGCUGAAGCACAGGAGUACAUUCUCAACACUCUUCUACCUGCUGAUCCUACCGGCGUCUUCGUCCCACCAUUCGAUCAUCAAGACAUCUGGGAUGGCAAUGCAACUGUCAUGCAGGAAAUCGCUUCUCAGCUAGGCGAUAAACCUGAUGUCGUUAUAUGCAGUGUCGGCGGAGGAGGUCUGUUGAACGGUAUCAUGCAAGAGAUUGACCACAGGAAAUGGAGCAACGACGUGCAAGUCCUCGCCAUGGAGACCAAGGGAGCGGACUCUCUAGGUCAAAGUCUGGACGCUGGUCACAUCAUCACUCUUCCGAGAAUCACAUCACAGGCUACGAGUCUUGGUGUCGUCAGAGUUGCUGACAAGACUUUCGAAUAUGCACAGAGGCCCAACGUAACUAGUGUUGUCCUCACCGACGAAGAAGCUGCCAAGGGAUGUUGCUUGUUGGCCGAGCACGAAAGAAUGAUGGUCGAGCUCACCGUGGGAGUCAAUGUCCCAGUGUGUUUCGAUGGGUACUUACAGAGACUCUUGGCUUCGAAGAAGACGAUCACAAAGGACAGCAAGGUGGUUCUUGUUGUUUGUGGUGGUAACGACAUCUCACUCGACAUGCUCAUGGCCUGGCGUAUGGCUAUGGUUGGCAGUGAGACUGUUCAGGACCACACUACAUCAUUGCCUGCAAGGGUCGGAGCCACUGGAGUGACGGCUUGA
Aureobasidium subglaciale EXF-2481 is the source of this 984-nucleotide messenger RNA. RefSeq lists its product as uncharacterized. The transcript is spliced from 2 exons. The coding region runs from base 1 to 984 and encodes 327 amino acids. Gene Ontology annotation, biological process: L-serine catabolic process; L-threonine catabolic process. Lineage: Eukaryota; Fungi; Ascomycota; Dothideomycetes; Dothideales; Saccotheciaceae. The record is from RefSeq and is a predicted model, not a curated record. Gene Ontology annotation, molecular function: pyridoxal phosphate binding; threonine deaminase activity; L-serine ammonia-lyase activity.